AUGGGCCCCCACCGCAAGAGACAGCGCCUUUCCGAGGAUGGCGCUGCUGUCGCCUCCUCUUCUGCCAACGGCGCUCCUACUGAGUCGACCAUUGCCGCGUCCAGCACCCACGAAUCCCGCGCCGACGACAGCAACGCCCUCAAGCAUCGCCGCCAGCUCUUCGUGCGCGGCUUGGGCACCACCGUUACCACCGAUGACUUGACCGACCACUUCUCGCAAUCUUUCCCCAUCAAGCAUGCCGUCGCCGUCCUCGACAAGGAGUCCAAACACUGCAAGGGCUAUGGUUUCGUCACCUUUGCCGACGCCGAGGACGCCGCCCGUGCGAAGGACGAGCUCGACGGCUCCGACCUACAAGGCCGCAAGAUCAAGGUCGACAUCGCCGAGCCCCGCCAUCGCGACCCCGAACAUGGUGUCAGCCAGCCUGCCAAGGCUGCCGUUGAGGCUAAGAAGAGGAAGGAGGAGCAGAUGCAGCCCAGCCAAUCCAAGCUGAUCAUCCGCAACCUGCCUUGGAGUAUAAAGACAGAGGACCAGCUUUCCAAGCUCUUCCUCAGCUACGGCAAGAUCAAGAAGGCCAUCUUGCCCAAGAAGUCCAACGGCAUGCUGGCCGGCUACGGCUUCGUCACAUUGAGGGGGAGGAAGAACGCUGAGAAAGCUCUCGAAGCUGUCAACGGCAAGGAGAUCGAUGGCCGUACCCUGGCCGUCGAUUGGUCCGUUGAGAAGGAGACUUGGCAAAAGGUCCAGGAUCAAGCUGCUGACGACGAGGAGGCAGAUGAAGAAGCCGAAGAGAACGAGGAGGAUGAAGAGGAAGAUGAGGACGAAGACGAGGAAGCAGACGAAGACAACGAGGAUGAUGAUGACGACGAUGACGACGAGGAAGAAGACAGCGACGAUGAGGAGAGAUACAUUGACGAAGAAGAGCACAAAACCCCGCGCACCACAAACUUUUACAACACCACCACUCUCUUCAUACGCAACCUACCAUUCACAUGCACGGAUGAGGAUCUUGAGGAACAUUUUGAACAGUUUGGUGGCGUUCGGUAUGCCAGGGUUGUCAUCGAUCGUGUCACGGAAAAGCCGAAAGGCACUGGAUUCGUCUGCUUCUUCAAAGAAGAUGAUGCCAUUACUUGCUUGAAAAACGCACCAAAGCAGCACAACCCGCAGAACCUCAAGGACAAGUCUGCUCCUAUUGCUGCCCACUCGGUGCUGCAAAACACCGAAGCCGACCCGACCGGACAAUACACCAUGGACGGUCGCGUCUUGAACAUCACGAAGGCGGUGGAGCGCAAUGAAGCCGAGAAGCUCACGGCAGAAGGCGUGGCACAUCGCUACAAGAGAGACAACGACAAGCGCAAACUCUACUUGCUCUCGGAGGGAACCAUCCCGUCCAAUUCGCCGCUCUACAAGCUCCUCUCUCCCGCUGAAAUCCAGCUCCGUGAGGCCAGCGUGAAGCAACGGAAGAACCUGAUCGAGAGCAAUCCCUCACUUCACAUGAGUUUGACUCGUUUGUCUGUCCGCAAUAUUCCCCGCACUAUUUCCUCCAAGGACCUCAAGCAGCUUGCCCGUCAGGCCAUUGUCGGCUUCGCCAAGGACAUGAAAGAGGGAAAGCGCUCGCCCUUGUCGCAAGAAGAGCUCCGACGUGGCGAUGAUGAAAUGCGCGAGGCUGAUAAGGAGAGGAGGAAGAAGGGCAAGGGUGUGGUAAAGCAGGCCAAAAUCGUGUUCGAGAACAAGGAUGGAACCAAGGUUAGCGAGACCAGCGGCGCUGGUCGCAGCAGAGGUUAUGGUUUCAUCGAGUACUACACUCACCGUCACGCUUUGAUGGGUCUCCGAUGGCUCAACUGCCACGCCAUAGAUUACCAGGCAUUGGAGACGACCCAAAAGAGCAAGAAGGUGUCGCCCGAGGAUAUCAAGGACAGGAAGAAACGUCUGAUUGUUGAGUUUGCCAUCGAGAAUGCACAGGUGGUUCAGAGGCGGAAAGAAAUGGAGGCGAAGAUGCGCGAGAAGACUCUUAAGAAGGCGGCUGAGGACGGCAGCGACUCUGAGGACAAUGAUGAGGAGGAGAAGACUCCGAAGAAGGGACGCAAAGGCGGGAAAGGCCAAAAGAACGGGGCAAAGGGCGCGGGAAAACGCAAGAGAGGGCAUGAAGAUGACGAUGAAGGCUCGUCGAAGAAGAACGCAAAAUCGGCAGCGAAGGACGAAAAGCUCGCCAAACAGUCGAGGAUCAUUGCGAGGAAGCGGCAGAUGCGCCGUGCGCGCAACAAGGGUGUCAAAAGGUGA
Molecule: messenger RNA, 2274 nt
Organism: Lasiodiplodia theobromae
Lineage: Eukaryota; Fungi; Ascomycota; Dothideomycetes; Botryosphaeriales; Botryosphaeriaceae
Product: Ribosome biogenesis GTPase
Exons: 1
Coding region: 1-2274 (757 amino acids)
Molecular function (GO): RNA binding
Source: RefSeq, a predicted model, not a curated record